Molecule: messenger RNA, 630 nt
Organism: Kazachstania africana CBS 2517
Lineage: Eukaryota; Fungi; Ascomycota; Saccharomycetes; Saccharomycetales; Saccharomycetaceae
Gene: ASG7
Product: Asg7p
Exons: 1
Coding region: 1-630 (209 amino acids)
Source: RefSeq, a predicted model, not a curated record
AUGCAGCGCUCUAGUUCUGAAAUGGACUCUUUGUCUAACUAUUCAAAUUCCAAAUUUUUGAUUGCCCCAUUUGAUGAGGAAACGCAAAUAUUUGAUUGUCAUUGUCAAUCCUGCAUGAGAAGUGAGCAGUUAAAAAAAGCUUUUUUCAAAUUUUUCUGGAUAGGUGUUAUAAUCCCAAUAUUCUGGAUUAUCAACCUUGGUUUGUACUUUUAUAUUCAAUGGUAUCUCCGUCAUGACGUUUAUCAUCCAAAAUUAAAUGAUGAAGAAUUUCCAACCUUAUUUCAGAGCGAGCUUAAAAAUAAGAGAAGCCUGGUAAGGUUAAAAGAUGAGAGCAUGGAAGAUAUAAACAGUAUCAAUGCUAGUGAUGAACUGACAAUAGUAGCAGACCCUGUAGAUUCCAGAACAGUGCAUGAUAAUGAUGUUGCUAAACUGAAGACUCUAAGGUUCAACUUCUUGAAGGAAGCCGCUAAUCAAGUAAUUAAUUCGCAUGACAAAAUGAGAAAAUAUUACAGAACAUGGACUUUGAGGUCGAUACUUGGCUUGACGAUAGACAUUGUAAUAAUAAUUUUUGUCGUUUUACUUUGCACAAAAAGUAGUCAAAAGAAUAAGAAUAGAAAUUAUAUAAUAUGA